Schistosoma mattheei is the source of this 558-nucleotide messenger RNA. Lineage: Eukaryota; Metazoa; Platyhelminthes; Trematoda; Strigeidida; Schistosomatidae. The record is from the annotation of a GenBank genome assembly.
AUGCUUCAAUUUCUUCCUCUAACAAAUUAUGUACCUGUGAAUAAGGAGAAAUUAAGAGAGUGUAUUAUAUGCAUGAAUGAUUUAAAACUUGGAGAUGAAGUACGUUACUUGCCCUGUCUACAUACUUAUCAUCGUAUAUGUAUUGAUGAAUGGCUUAUGCGUUCGUUUAGUUGUCCUACAUGCCUUUUAAAUUUAGAACCGGAUACUUCACUAACUACAACAACAACAGUAACGGCGCCAAGAACACAAAUUCUGUUCUCAUCAGAAAAUACUGUUGCACCGACAGUGACGUGUGAUUCACCCCCAACAACAAAUAAUACUACUAACCCUGUUAUAUCAUCCACAGAAAUAGUAUUAUCUCCCGGAUUUAAUCAGUCAUUAGCAAAUGACUCUUGCCCAAAUAUCAACUAAUACUCAAUCAGUGUAAUAUCGAUCAUUGACACGCUUCAGUCAUCUGUGAUAUAUGUAUAUGUAACUAAGAUGUGUUUCUGUCACAAUCUGUCUUCCAUUUAAAUUCAUAUCUUUUGCUUUAUUUGUUUCUGCAUCUAUAUACUGUGC